Micropterus dolomieu (smallmouth bass) is the source of this 1933-nucleotide messenger RNA. It is a transcript of the gene smim13, whose product is annotated as small integral membrane protein 13. The record is from RefSeq and is a predicted model, not a curated record. The transcript is spliced from 2 exons. The coding region runs from base 380 to 646 and encodes 88 amino acids. NCBI's taxonomy places the organism in Eukaryota, Metazoa, Chordata, Actinopteri, Centrarchiformes, Centrarchidae.
UUGAGUCGGUUUCAUGACGCUGAUUUACUGUAGCUGCUCCUCUGUGAGAACUAGCAAACACACAUUGAAAUUAUGUAGCACACAGAAGAAAGACUUUACCCCGCUGUGACCCGCUACCGUUAGCUAAUGUUACAGCCCCUCACCUCGGCUGGUUAUUAAAGUACUGCGGCUCCAUUUGCUGCUAGCUAACUAGCUUAGCCACACGCUAGCAAACAAGCUGGUGUGAGUUUGAGAUGUGUGCUGCUGCUGUUUGUUUCUCUCUCUCCCUCGUCUUGACUCAGCUGCCGGGCGGCUAACCUAACACCCAACACUACAGUUCCUGUCCGCAUCAUCCAUCUCCUCUUAUGCUGUCGUCGCUACCAGGUGUCCCAGCUGAAAGAUGUGGCAGAGUGUCGGGCUCACACUGCUGGUCAUUGUGGCCACACUUGUCUGUGCGCUGCUCUUCAUGCUGUUUGGUUGGUAUGUAGUCUGGCAGCUCUUCUUGUCCAAGUUCAAGUUCCUGCGUGAACUUGUCGGGGACGCUGGCACCCCACAGGCCGAAACGCAGCCGUCCGAAACCAAGAGUGAACGCACAGUUAACGCCCCAACAAGAAAUCGGCCUAGGACCGCACGCCAAAGAGUCGCCUCUCCGGAAAGUACUUCAUAGAUGAUCCAGACAGCCACUGUGUAUCCUUCACGUCUACUCGUCAGCCCUCUACAAACGUCGUGUGUGUGACCAUCACAGACAUUUCCCACUCACCCUGUGCUCUACACUACACAAGGACCUUGUGGACACUCAGUAGUCAGCCCUCCUCUUCACCAGGACACUUUAAACUGACCAGGCAGACCUCCUGGUUUCAAAGGGAAAAGCCAUUCACUUGCAUUACUGUCCAUUUCUUUGUCUGUUCAUAUGUUUAAUUAUGUACAGUCAUAUAUGUACCGGAGUCUGGGGCUCCUGUUAUCCUGCAAUAGUGAUGGCCAGCUUUCAUGAGUGGCCAUGCUGCUUCCUGCCACCUAUAUGGAGCAUAAAGAUGCUCCAUCACACAAAGAGAUGUGUUAAUUCUCUUAUGUGCAUGUUUUAAUCUAGUGUUUUUAACAGAAGAAAGUUGUACUCUGAACAAACAAGGAAGAUAACUUAAACAUUUUCUCAUCUACAUCAUGUCAACAACUGACUCUGAAACAGUGACUUGGACACCUGACAGUUUUUAUUUUCUUUAAAGCGUAGCAAAGUGCAAUGAAAGGAAUGUUUAUGCUGUCAUCUUGUUGUUUCUUGCACAGUACACUCUACGUAUUAUUACAUGUAGGUAAUGGCCCAAAUGACACGGCUUCAUUCCAGUUGUGUAAAACGUGACCUUUUUCUUGUAACUUCUCCUUCACCUCCCCCUGGUUUUUUUUAUUUUUUUUUUUAUUAAUUAUAGAUUUAUACUUGAAGAGUCAGUAGAAAGUUUCAAGGACUGUUGGUGUUAAGAAGCGGCUCUCCACAGUGUUGGCUGAUGUCUAGGAGCAAAGAAACGAGGCUCCUGCUGCCUGGGAGGUGUGUGAGCCCUCUUUCUUUCCCCAUGCCUGUGUCUGCACCGCUGCCUGUCUACAUGGCACCCACUGUUUGUUACGUGGCCUCCUUUUUGCUCAGACAACUUGCUAGCUUGUUUUCCAUCACAUGGAAAAUCUACGCUGACCAGAGCUCAGUCAACACAUAUGUAAUAUUCUCCCUCCAGGUUUAACUCAUGUAACUCUUGCACCUUUUUAUCAGCAGUGAUUUUUCUUCUUCUUCUUCAGUGGAGCAGUAGCUUCAAAUAAUUAACGCCAUAAAUAUGUUGAGGCCUGACCUCCUUUUAGUGGAAAAGUGUUUGAGGAAAACGUCAUUCUGGAGGAGAUGUGAUUGAUGGUUCAAAGUACUUUUUUUUUAUUAGCUAUAAAUUCCCCUGUGUAAUAAACAUACAAAAUACUUCAUAAA